Messenger RNA from Aedes aegypti (yellow fever mosquito), 2525 nucleotides. Its product is annotated as polyadenylate-binding protein 1-B-like. The record is from RefSeq and is a predicted model, not a curated record. Bases 23 to 727 code for a protein of 234 amino acids. Lineage: Eukaryota; Metazoa; Arthropoda; Insecta; Diptera; Culicidae. The transcript has 2 exons.
CGGCAGUGCCAACUGUAACGGAAUGGCAACGACCUUCCUGCAGCUAAGUCAGGACCAUCUGAAGCAACCGGGAAUGAAACUGUUCCCCAAUUACACCCCACCGAUUCCACCCCAUCACAACAACAGCAACAGUAGCAGUAGCGCAACGACAGCAACGACGACAGCUUCCGGCAACUUCUCGACAAUGUCCAACAAUGUCAACAACCAUCACUACCAUCAAAUCACCUACCAGACGCAAACCCUCGCACCGCUUCGGCUAAACCAGGACCAUUUCAGCAGUUCGAAAACGAACACUCUUGGUGGAGUCGUCGGCCCAAACGGCCUUCCCAAUGGCCGACCAAAAUAUCAGACCCAUCAUCAUCACCAUCACCACCACCACGAUGGACUGCACCACGAGCAGCAGCAGCACCAACAUCCACCCCAUCAUCCCCUAUCCUCGGACCACGAGUUGGACGUCGAUGGGUGCAGUCGCAGUGCCAGCAUCAGUGCGGCCAGUGGCUGCGAUAAUGAGGAUGACAGCAAUAGUGCGACCACAUCGCCUCCGCACAGUCCGACCUCCCCGACGCCACCGGAACUCCCGAUCCGGAACGGGCUGCUGCCGGGGAAUUACAAUGUAAAUACACUUAAUCACAACAUCAUCGUCGGCAACGGGAAAAUGGCGACAGGAACAGCAACUGCGGCCACUAGCAAUACUGGGGGGCGCAAGACUAUGCGGCACUAUCACUGAUGCGUGCUGGAGAGGAAGUUUCCAGGAACGAGAACGCGACGACGACGACGACGAGUUGGUGCCGCUGUACAGACCAUUUAACGUGAUUGUGAUUAUUUUUCUAACGAAUAGGGAAAACACGGAAAAGGGGCGAGGGUGGGAAAUCGACUACUAGAGGGAGGGGCAGCUUAACUGUAUUAUAGAAUUGAUGUUUUCGAAAGGAAUGUGGGCUUAGUGUUCUUGGCGAAGGAGUGAUGUUUUGAGCAAAAUGGUUCAAUAGAUCGAAUCGAAACAUUAUUCUUAUCGAAUCGUUAUGAUAGCAUAUUUUGUUUUUUUUUUCUCAAUGAAUUCGUCAACGGAUUCUUCUAUAAAUUCCAAUUGUGAUUUCUUAAGGAGUUUUUUGCACUGAUUACUCCGGGAUUUCCGUAGAAAUUUCUAUAUAAACCACUCAAAGUGUUUCUACAGAAAUUACCUCACGGAUUUCUUUGAAAUUCCAAGCAACACAUAGUUCGAGUUGUAGUUAAGCAAGAGACUCCAAAGUUCACUUGAUGUCAAUCUAGUUUCGCUCAAUCAGUUUUGGCUUAGAAAUAGGGGAGGCCAGACGGCUACAAUUCGUAAAUGUCCGACAAAAUUCAUUGAAAAAAAUAAGCAAAAUUACUAAAGGCGUGUCUUAGACAAAAGAUAGCGAGAUUUUUUGGUGAAAAAUAAGGCUUCUUCAAUGCUUCAAAUAGUUUCCACAUGGUUAAGUUGUCUUCAGAUGAAGAAUCCAUAUUCCAAGGGUCAAUUAUUGUGCAAAUCUAGGGAAAAAUUCCUAAAGGAAUUCCUGGAAGAAUUCUGGGAAACCUAGAGGUAAAGGAAGGAAUUCACCAAGAUUUCAAGAAUAAUUUCUUAAAAAGAUUCUGAUCAAACUUCUUGGGGAAAAAAUUUUUUUAAUUAAUUUCUUCAAAGAAUUUAAACAUAAUUAUGUUUUCGUCAGAUGAAUGGUUAGAAAUGUAAGGAAUUUUUGGAAUCAUUGCUCGUUAUUCCUUGAAGAAUUUUAUUACAAUCAAAGGGUCAAAGGUUGGCUUCAAACCAUUUACUACAAAUCUCUUGGAAGUUAGUUAAAUAAUAUUGCCAGAUUUGAUCAUACUUUCAACGCGAUUUCCUCCUGGAAGAUAACUAUUCCUCCAAUGUCUACUUUUUAUGCACAGAUUUAUACCGGACAAUGUACUUGGAUUCAACCAAAGUAAAUAACUGACCCUUCAAAAAGGUUAAACUUUUCCAUCGCAAUUCCUCUUAAAAUGUAUUGGUUCUUUCAAAUUUUUGGAAUAUUUCGCUAAGGCUUCUGCUAGAAAUUUCUUUGUGAUUUUUUUUUUAAAUUCUUCUUCUUGUGGAUUAUUUGCAUCUAAAACGUCCCUUGCCUUUGAAUCUGCACAGGAAUUUUCAUAGAAAACCCCAGGAAUGGUUCCAAAAUAAGUAUAGCAGUAAAGGACUAUUUCGUUUUUUAGAAAACAGUUCAUCAAUUAUUUAAAAAAUCUAUAUUCUAAGAUUCAAUUUUUUUGCCAAUCCAGGGCAGAAUUCCUAAAGGAAUUCCUGGAAGAAUUCUGAGAAACCUAGAAGUCAAGGAAGGAAUUCUGCUUGAUUUCGAGAAUAAUUUCUAAAGAAGAUACUGAUGUAACUUGGGAUUUUUUUUAUUCAAACUAUUAGAAAGCUUUUUAUUACCUUGUUAUCUCUCAUAUUUGGUAAUGAAUUGACGCUAAUAUUGAGCUGCUCGGUAUUCCAAUCCGCAUGAUUAUUAUAUUAAUUAACUCAUUACGCGUGGUAAAAAUGAACAAAUUAU